This is a messenger RNA of Oncorhynchus keta (chum salmon), 355 nucleotides long. RefSeq names its product isotocin-neurophysin IT 1-like. The annotation marks the transcript as partial. NCBI's taxonomy places the organism in Eukaryota, Metazoa, Chordata, Actinopteri, Salmoniformes, Salmonidae. The transcript has 2 exons. The record is from RefSeq and is a predicted model, not a curated record. Gene Ontology annotation, cellular component: extracellular region; secretory granule. Gene Ontology annotation, molecular function: neurohypophyseal hormone activity.
UGGCAAUGUCUGUCGCCCCCAGUGUUCAGUCCUCUGUCUGCUGUUCCUGCUAUCUGUGUGCACUGCCUGCUACAUCUCCAACCGCCCCAUAGGAGGCAAGAGAUCAGCACUAGACUUCCCAUCCAGAAAGUGCAUGUCGUGGCCUGGCGACAGGGGCCGCUGCUUUGGCCCCCAGUAUCUGCUGUGGGGAAGGGAUGGGCUGCUACAUGGGGCUCCCCAGAGGCAGAUAGUUGUGUGGAGUGAGAACUACCUGACCUUCCCUGUGUGGCCGGAGAGCUGUAGCCAUGACCACGAUCUACUGAUGAAGCUACUGCACAUGAUUAGCCACACCCCUUCCCACAGAGUCCACCAAUAA